Molecule: messenger RNA, 4345 nt
Organism: Chinchilla lanigera (long-tailed chinchilla)
Lineage: Eukaryota; Metazoa; Chordata; Mammalia; Rodentia; Chinchillidae
Gene: Tdrp
Product: testis development related protein
Exons: 5
Coding region: 1192-1965 (257 amino acids)
Biological process (GO): spermatogenesis
Cellular component (GO): nucleus; cytosol
Source: RefSeq, a predicted model, not a curated record
GAAACUUCUACAAACUAUGAGCCAAAAUAAACCUUUUCUCCUUUAACUGUGGGUGUAGUGGGUAUAGUAGGAUGUCUAUUUGGGGUAUUUUGUCUCAGCAAUGAGAAAGGUAACUAAGACAAGUAGUAUAAUUGCAAUUACUUAAGAUUUUAGUGUGAUUGAUGUCAGGCAUCUUGCCAGGUUCUGGGGCCUAAGAACAGCAUCUAGAUCUUUGGCAGGGGUGUGGGUUGUUGUCACCUCUGGACUGACCUGCACCCUGGACAAGAAAGCUCAGAGGAGUUUGGUGGCUUCUGGCUCACAACACUGGAACCUGGCCAGGGAUGCCAAUGGGAAGGAUAUAGAGAUGACCUAUGCUUGACCACAGGAGGAGACAUCCUGUUGUGCCCACUGCCCAUUCCAGCCCAUCCAGAAGGCCAACCCAGCAGUACAGUGUUCAUGUAGGAAAUAGGGGAAAACAAAUGAAGAGCUCUUCUGCUGGUGUGGUGCAGCACACUGCUCGGGACUUAGAGAGCUCUGGAGCUUCUUGAGGGUUGGUGUUUUAUCCCCGAGGCUGGCAGGAACCUUAAACCCUCAAAGGGUUUAAGGAACUGAGUUUAACGCUCUGUGCUCCUGAGAGUUUGCAGUCUUGCCCAGUGUGAGGCUGCUGCCUGCUGGCUGUCACUGUCUGUCCCUGUGCGUCACACAGGUCUCCAGGGCAGGCUUCUGUUCCCUGCCUGGCCGCCUCCCACCUCCUCGGCCCCCUUAUUCUCCCUCAGUUUUAGUUUAUUAUUUUAAGCCCAGGAAAUCUGGAUCCUUUAUCCUGUCCAGUUUUAUCUUCUCUUAAAAUCAGCCAGACCUAUUUCUGUAAUGCUUUGUUUACAGCAUGGUGUUUAUAAUCACUAGCAGUUCCUGCCUUGGCCCUGGUGAGCCAGGCGUGGCCCAAAGCUCCCUGUCCUGGAUCUUCCUUAAGGCUGCUGCUUGUCCUCUUUCAGUCUGCCCUGUGCCCAGCUCCAGCCCCAGGGAUGUCAGGCUCCUUUCCUUGAGCCUGUGUCCAGACCACUGGUUUAUGCUUGCUGGUUGCUACCAAAUGUGGCCGCCUUUUCUCUGUGUUUUUGUGAUAAGAGCUGCUACAGCAAGCAGACCCUGAGGUCUGGGAAUCAAACACAGUGGAGGUCCAUUUCCUGUUCAUGGUACCAGCGUCCCCUUCCUUUCAUGGUGCCUGCAAGUGGUCUAAACAGCCCUGGGGAAAGAGAAGAGCAGGGACACAGUUGUGAGGCCAGCAUGACUGGGGACCCUGGGCAUUGCUGCCGGAGCCAGGUCUCCAGGAAGGAUGGCGUCCUGCAGCUGCAGCGGCUGCUUCUCUCUGGUUCCUGUCGGUGUCUAGUGCUGUCUCUGUGCCAGCUGAACAAAAGAAUAUUUGUACAAGCAAGGCUGCACUGCUGUUUUAAGUCUAAGGGUCCAUUUCUAGAGUGCUCAUGGCCCUGUGGGUGGAAGUCUGCACCGUACACGGAGCUGUGGAUAUGCUGGACCAUUUGGGUUCAGGGAACAAGUUUCCGAGGUUGGAAAGAUGUGACUUCUCUGUUUAAUAAAGAUGAUGAACAACAUCUGCUUGAAAGAUGUAAAUCUCCCAAGUCCAAAGGAACUAACUUACGAUUAAAAGAAGAGUUGAAAUCAGAGAAGAAGUCUGGAUUUUGGGACAAUUUGGUUUUAAAACAGAACACACAGUCUAAGAAGCCAGAUGAGAUCGAAGGUUGGGAACCUCCAAGACUUGCUUUGGAAGACGUGGCAGCUGAUACAGGGGAUGCCUCGAGUGACUGCCAGCACUGGUCAGGCUGGGAGGGUGACGCAAAGGGUUCCAGCAAGUACACCAGCCUGUCCAGCUCAGUAGCCAGUUCCCGCUGGAGCCUGCGGUCAGCGGGGAAGCUGGUUAGCAUCAGGCGGCAGAGCAAGGGUCACCUGACAGACACCCAGGAGGACGUGGAAUGAGCAGGGCAAGCCAUGGUGCCAAGUGUAUGCACGCCUCGUGCCAUGGCAUAAGCUUUUGGGUUUGCCAGGCCUAGUGCCCUUCUGUUCACCCCAUUCUGUUGUCAAAGCCUCCAACUGUACGGUAGGAACCCACUGUCUGCAUUUCGGGUCUGAUGCACUGAGGCUCCCAGGUGAACACAUGCAGGUCUGCACUUGGUUGCCUUAAGUGGAACGUCUACCCUUUGCAGUCCAUGUUUGCUUAACCUGGACAUGCAAAUUUUUGGUGUCAUCCCACAAUGACUUGCAGUCAGUCACAAAGUAUUUCCCUGCUACUGUCAGCUACAGUUCUGUUUUGGGACCUCCACAUUCUCCCCUGCAUUCACACUCAACUAUCCUUGAUGCCCUCAGCAAGUGUGCUGUCUUCUUCUUCGAAUAGGAGCUUGCAGCCCUGGAGGCAAGAUGAGUCUUUCCAGGGUUACGCUAAAUUCUCUUUAACUUGCAAGUUAAACUGUAACUUACUAAAUUUUUUAAAAUAUGUAACAAAGUAAAUACUGGAAAAGCAAAGGUUAUAUUGGAGGGUCAGUGGCACCUCAGAUGCGUGUUCAUCAUUGCUGAUGGAGGAACAGUCUCUGCGCUUGAUGGUAAUCUUGCUUCUCUGGAUUUUAGUAUUUCUCCUGGAUUUCUAAAUACUCUUCUUUAUUACCUUCAAAAAUUUGUAUUUUUAGUUCAAAGAUUAAAGAAAUGUUAUAAAGUGAGGAUGAAUUUUAGUCACUGGGCAAUUUUGUUUGGAAAAUGUUAACUUGUUAAGUAUGGAGUUAACUAUACACUGAAGUGCCUCUUUUCUAUUAUUCCUAGGUGUUUAGCUGUUUGAAAUGUGGUUGAUGUGAGAUCUAUAGGAAGUGUUUUCCAUGCAGAUAGCUUGGGGCUGACUGGAGAGCAUCGUGCUCUGCCCGUCUCCAUAGACCUGCUGCUGUCCCCACUGUGGCCGCUGUGUCAAGGGCGCUGGUUAUGUCUGGAAGAGUGGCUUUUAGCGGCGGAUGUGCAGAUACCUAUUUUAGGAAAAAGUGGCUUGAUAGAAGUGUAUUUUUACUUUGUUUAAAGAAAAGCCUCCAAUUAUACUGUAUAUUCCCCUCCUGGUGAAAACAAAACAACACAAAGUAAAAACAGCAGAAAGUGCCCAUCCUUGAGCAUUUCUGUGCUGUUUUAUUUACCUGGAUGUUCUGUCCAAUGCUUCUGUGGCAUAACUGAAUAAGCCUGAUGGCUGAGCACAGUGCGAUGUGACAGAGUGUUUGUAUUCUUAGACAAAUUUACUUAAUAAGGUUGUCCAUUUUCUAUAGCUGGCUACCCACCUAUCCAUCCACCCACUCAUUCAUCCCUCCGUCUAUCUGUGUGUCUCUCUGUCUGUCCAUCCAUCCACCUUUUAGAGUAGAAAAAGACAUUUACUUACCACGCCUUGAAAGAGGGACAUGCUUUAAGCGGUCUUCAAAUAAAAAUUUAUCACAACCUUGAAAUUGUGAACAUUUUGUUUAAUAACACAGAGGAAAGUUUAUGAUUUUCAGUAUAGUAGCUGAGUUGGGAAAUUGUAAGUUUCCUCAGGUGCAUGGUCGGGUGCAUGGCUAUGACCCUCCAUCUCCUCAGAGAAAUACUGCUGGGAUGGCCCAGACAUGCAGCAUGCCAGGGCCCAUGCAGGUAUUUUAUAGCAGUAGCUAGCGUGGGCUUAUUUCGGGCUGUGCAGGGAUGUAAAUGCUGCACUUGAGACUUGAGCAGUCGUCCCGCUGGCUGCCCUCGCUAUGCCUCUGAUGGAACGCUAAGUGCCUGCAGUGCCUCACUGACAUUCUGGUGCAUAUGCUAGGGGCCUCCGUGCUGUCCUUCCUCCAGAGGUGAAGACUGAGCCAGACUGGGAUUGGAAUAUGCACUGUGAAUUGAAUUUGUAUACAAAGAUUAAUGAAAAAAUGACUUUUUUCUUCUGUUAUAUCUGGUUUUUAGUAUAAAUAUUUAUUGGUGUGCUAUGGGGAGAAAUGCCUUUUCUUGAAAGGACUCACCAAAGUGAAUCUUGUGUUUACACAGUGAGCAGACUGGGUCAGCAAGCAGAUGGGGUUGUGAUUCUGAGCAAGUUGUGAGGACUUGCUGCUCUGGGCAUUGAUGCCCUGCAGCGUUCCGUAGCUUCUGACAGAACGUGAUUGUCUUCAGGGAGGGACGGUUCCACCUUAAUGCUGAAGUUUUUAAAAAUAAAAGUACUGUUUUUGUCUUCAUUUCUUUGUAGUUUGCAUGAUUAUUGUCAUCCCCUUACAGAAACUUUACUUGAUCACUUAGCGCUCGUGGCACUUUCCUGACCUUGUAAACCUCAUUUUAAGGUGCAGACUACAUGUGUUUUCAUAAAUAAAGGAACGGUUUCACCUUG